This is a messenger RNA of Symbiodinium sp. CCMP2592, 2046 nucleotides long. The record is from the annotation of a GenBank genome assembly. Lineage: Eukaryota; Dinophyceae; Suessiales; Symbiodiniaceae.
AUGUCGGCCAGCGUAGAUGUGGAGAAGUUUUUACAGAAGGCCCGUGAGAGGCAGGCUCGAGUGGACAAGAAGGCUUCGGAACCAUCGAGAGCAUUGUCCUACGGCAGCAACGAAGAUGCCCAAAACCCGUGGCCCGACGUCGAGACGGAUUCGCCUCCUGGAACCAAAGGGUCCCCUCCUGGAAAGACAGGAGCCGCCAGCAAGAAGGAGUCCCCCACCAAAAAGAAAGAGUCCACAGCUGGAAAGAAAGUGUCCCCAACUGGAAAGAAAGGGUCCCCAACUGGAAAGAAAGGGUCCCCAGCUGAUCGAGAGCCUCCCGCAGCAGCAGAGGAGCACAGCCCACCAGGGAAGCGAGCAUACCAGAAUGGCCAAGCAGGCAAGCGACCGCUUCGCACCGAUUCAAUGCAGACAGAGGUGCCGGAGACUCCCCCGGCGAAACAAAAGCGAGCCAACACCAGUGAUCUGACUGGUUCCACAGCCAGGAAGGUCAAGCAUGCUCUGACAAGGCCACAGACAGUUGAUCAGAAGACGAGCCUGGAAAGGAAGCUUAGCGCCGAAACCGCCCAAAAGAAGCUGGAGAAAGAUUUUGAAGAUGUGGAUGAAACCCAGCGGGAUGAUGACCAGGCAGUCAACGACGAGAAAGAAGAGGAGCCCAGCGAGAAGAGAAAGACCGCCCACAAGAUGUACAUGAGCAAACACCAAAUGAGUGCUUUGUACGAGGAUUUCCUGGCGGUUUCCGGGAAUUGGCGGAACAGCAUGGUGUACAAGACCAUCAAGAGCACCAGUCGCACGGGACGACGGGGCAUCCGCCGCUGGCUCACCCGGAGUCAGCUGGAGAACCACUUCGGCGAUAAAGCAAUCGUGGAUGCCAUGGUUCUCCGUAAGGAGACUGACGAGUACCUCAAGCAAACGGAAAUCCGGGAGCACCCGGACUGCCCGGGAUUGAUUCAGUACCUGGUGCUUGUUGAUGAAGAGCACACGGACGAAGAUCAGGAUGAGAUUAUCGACAUGUUCCGAAUGGAGGACCGGGGCGACUCAUCGGGUAAAAAGGAGAAGGAGGAGACAACAGAGGAGCAAGCCGAGAAGGAGCGAAUCAAAAAGGUCAAGCUGGAGGCCAACAAGGCAAUCUCUCAGCUGAGCAAAGUCAUCCGGGAGACCAACGGCAAACUUCGUGAGCUCUCUGGGCUGUUGCGGGCUAAGAGCAAGAGUGUCCAGGCGGCCCUUCGCAAAGAUCUCAACGACUGCAUCGCCCAGCUGUCUGCCUCGCGAGCCGAGUUGCAGGCUGCUGUGGAUGCCGGUGAGGAGACCCAGAUCGUGGCGAGCACCGAAGCUUCGACCACACUCAUCAAGAAGAUGAAGGAGCAAGAUGCAGCCUCUGCUGCACUGCCCGCACCGCUGCUGAAGAUGGGUUCCUUCAGCGGGAAAAACAAUUCUCGAGAUUUCCAACGAUCAGUUCGGCUUCCUGUGGCGCCCAUUUAUGUGGAGACGGUUGUGAAGGCAAAGCACGACUCGGAACAGGAAACAACUAUCAAGGUUCCCGUUCUGCCCCCUCAUCGCAUAUUGGCGUUUCUGUUUGACGAGUUGGGUCUGAAGAUCCCCGCUGGUGCUCUUGAGAAAUACUGGGGUCACAUGAAAGAAUUCCUACCGUGGGCUGCCAACACCGAGCUCGAUGGCCCGCUCCUGGGACUUCAAUGCUUCGACGUGGCAAUGCUGUGUCAUUGUAGCUUGCACAAUGUCAACCUGGGGGUGGCACAGGAUGCUACGGGAUCUACUUUGCUCUUUGGCACCAUUUUGGUUGGGAUGUUUCUGGUUGAGAACGGCUACUUCGGAGACCCGAAUCCAGAUGUGAACUCGUUGCACCAGAUUUUGGUCGUUGCCUACAAAGACUUCAGAACCUUCCAGAAGCAGGAAUCGCUAUGUCAAUGGUUCAUCUCCGUGGAGCAGAAUCCCAUGUGCCUGCCGCUUGGGUGCUGGUUGCCGAUUGCCAAUGUUCGAGACGUUUCGGGAUACGAGAUUCUGGGAAGUGGCCGCUUCACUUUAAUCUGA